Messenger RNA from Alosa alosa (allis shad), 2331 nucleotides. RefSeq names its product signal-transducing adaptor protein 1-like. The record is from RefSeq and is a predicted model, not a curated record. Gene Ontology annotation, biological process: positive regulation of B cell receptor signaling pathway; cell surface receptor protein tyrosine kinase signaling pathway. The coding region runs from base 143 to 1015 and encodes 290 amino acids. The transcript has 9 exons. Lineage: Eukaryota; Metazoa; Chordata; Actinopteri; Clupeiformes; Clupeidae. Gene Ontology annotation, molecular function: protein kinase binding; signaling adaptor activity.
UCAAUCAGGGAAGAAAGAUACUCCGAACAUAUGACCGAACAAUAACCAAUCUAGAGUCCAAAGAGUAAACAUCACUGCAAACUCACUGAACAAGUGAGUAAGUCUCUCUCACCAAACUCUUGUAACCGAGCCAGUCAGAGAGAUGAGCAAGACUCUACCAUUCCGAGUGAUUGGAAAGCGCAGGGAGACUAUCACAGCCCUGCCACUGUACUACAGUGGUCAGAUGCAGAAGAAAUGCAAAGGAGAGAAGGUGUUCCAAAUGUACCAUGGAGAGUUGCGUGGCUCCACCAUGUUCUUUUACACGGAUGAGAAACAGGAAACGUACUGUGAGAGGCUGGAGCUACACAACCUGAAAUCCAUGGAGUCAAUUUCCUCCUACUCAGAGAGCACUGCCCCUAUUUACACACUCAGGUUCUCCAAGCAGGAAGUACAACUUCAGAUGGAUAAUCCGGACACAGGAGAGUUGUGGAGAGGCUUUAUCUUGACCGUGGCUAAACUGGAGGUCCCACGGCAAAUGCAGCUCCUGCCUGGCCAGGUCAUGAGGCUGGAGGAGAUGCGGACCGCAGAGGAACAGCGGCGGGCCUUAGAGUCCUCCUGCCCGACCCCUACAGAUGCGUCAGCGUCCCACUCAAACAGCUCAGAAAGCGCAUAUGAUGCCACUCUGUCCAUAAUUCCCUCUUGUUUUCUGUCAGUGCUACGUGAAGAGGCAGAGAAGCUACUGGAACAGAACCCAGAGCAUGGCAGCAUCAUCCUAAGGCCAGCAACUGACAACAAACAACAUUUCUCCAUCACAACAAGACAAAUCUUUCCCAGUGGUCCAGUUAUUAGAAACUACAAGAUCACGUCCAGUGAAUCUGGCUAUACUAUUCAACUGGAUAAUCCUGUAACUGUCCAAACCCUGAAUGAAGUGGUGGAUCACUUCUUGGAGAAAACAGCCUAUCAACUAAAGCCUUUUACAAUGCCCCAGGCCUACGACACUCGCAUAAGUGAGCUUAUACAUACACUUGUACACUAGGGAUGUGCCAUAUAGGUGAGCUCUAUACACUUGUACAUUAGGGAUGUGCUAUAUAGGUGAGCUCUAUACACUUGUAAAUUAGGGAUGUGCCAUAUAGGUGAGCUCUAUACACUUGUACAUUAGGGAUGUGCCAUAUAGGUGAGCUCUAUACACUUGUACAUUAGGGAUGUGCUAUAUAGGUGAGCUCUAUACACUUGUACAUUAGGGAUGUGCUAUAUAGGUGAGCUCUAUACACUUGUAAAUUAGGGAUGUGCCAUAUAGGUGAGCUCUAUACACUUGUACAUUAGGGAUGUGCCAUAUAGGUGAGCUCUAUACACUUGUACAUUAGGGAUGUGCUAUAUAGGUGAGCUCUAUACACUUGUACAUUAGGGAUGUGCUAUAUAGGUGAGCUCUAUACACUUGUAAAUUAGGGAUGUGCCAUAUAGGUGAGCUCUAUACACUUGUACAUUAGGGAUGUGCUAUAUAGGUGAGCUCAUACAUACACUUGUACAUUAAGGAUGUGCCAUAUACUGUAGGUGAGCUCUAUACACUUGUACAUUAGAGAUGUGCUAUAUAGGUGAGCUCUAUACACUUGUACAUUAGGGAUGUGCUAUAUAGGUGAGCUCUAUACACUUGUACAUUAGGGAUGUGCCAUAUAGGUGAGCUCUAUACACUUGUACAUUAGGGAUGUGCUAUAUAGGUGAGCUCUAUACACUUGUACAUUAGGGAUGUGCUAUAUAGGUGAGCUCUAUACACUUGUAAAUUAGGGAUGUGCCAUAUAGGUGAGCUCUAUACACUUGUACAUUAGGGAUGUGCUAUAUAGGUGAGCUCAUACAUACACUUGUACAUUAAGGAUGUGCCAUAUACUGUAGGUGAGCUCUAUACACUUGUACAUUAGAGAUGUGCUAUAUAGGUGAGCUCUAUACACUUGUACAUUAGGGAUGUGCCAUAUACUGUAGGUGAGCUCAUACAUACACUUGUCAUGUUGUAUCGCAUAUUGUAUCGCUAUUGAUAUACCUGUAGAACUCCUCCCUAUGAAGAAUUUGCCAUAGUGUGAUAUUAAUGAUAUAAUUAAUGACAUGUUUUACACACACACACACACACACACACACACACACAGAACAGGACCACAUUACAGUCAUAAUGUGCAUACGAGUGAUUGUUUGUGUGACAGUACAUAACUGUGGAUGUAUCUGUAACCUGUGUCAGAGCUGCCUCCACCUCCACUAGCUCCAAAGCCUAAGGUCAUUCCCAAAGCCAGGGUGCCGCCCACCAUCCACACACAGCCACCGCCUGACACCAUGCCCCCCACACGUCCACUGCCCACACUACCAGCA